Messenger RNA from Prunus armeniaca (apricot), 258 nucleotides. The record is from the annotation of a GenBank genome assembly. Lineage: Eukaryota; Viridiplantae; Streptophyta; Magnoliopsida; Rosales; Rosaceae.
AUGGCUGAUUGGGAACGAUGUAGUGGCUUUGGCAGAUCUGGCGAAUAUCUGGUGGCUGGAGGAGAGAGAAAGCAUAUGUGGUGGGUGGGUCUGUUGGCUCUUGGUGGUUGCGGCGAGUUCGGCAAGUCUGCUGGCUCUUGGUUGCUUGGGUGGUCGGUGGUUGUGGCUGGUUGCUUGCGCUUGGGUACGGACGGAGGUGUGAUAAGGAAAAGAAUGCUAGCGAAGGCUAGUCCUCCAUUUCCACACGGGUCUCACUAA